This is a messenger RNA of Toxoplasma gondii ME49, 10443 nucleotides long. RefSeq lists its product as hypothetical. The transcript is spliced from 5 exons. The record is from RefSeq and is a predicted model, not a curated record. Lineage: Eukaryota; Apicomplexa; Conoidasida; Eucoccidiorida; Sarcocystidae. Bases 1 to 10443 code for a protein of 3480 amino acids.
AUGCGAUUUGCAGGAGAGGACUCUGCACACUCCGUCCCCUCCCGGCUGUCUUCGGCUGAAGUCUCCCUCUCACAGCUUCAGCACCCUUCGUCUAGGUGUCUCCUUCUCGGCGCGAGGCCCGGCGCCCGAACGGUUGAUGUGACGCCCCGAAGGACAGAGGCCAAGAGAACUUGUUUAAAACGGAGGGAACUCGAAAGUGAAGAAACGGAGACAGAAGAGAUAGCGAACAGAGAGAGAGGAGAGAGGGAAGAGAUAGCGAACGGAGAGAGAGGAGAGAUAGAGAAAAAAGAGAGAGAAGAGAAAGAAGAGACAGAGAGGGAAGAGAUAGCGAGCAGAGAGAGAGGAGAGAUAGAGAAAAAAGAGAGAGAAGGGACAGAUGGCGAUGGGAAUGGUGCUAGAGAGAGAGAACAGAGUCACGAAACUGAGAGAGACACGAGAGAAGAGAUAGAUAACGAAAAGAGUGAAGGGAGCGAGACAGGGGAGACAGAUCUACUUUCUUCACAAGACGAAGCUUCGGCGGACGCCAGGCUUUCAGAAGCAGAUCGCAAACGCGUGGAAGGACACAAGCUGGAUCGAGAACCAGACGCAACUGAGAAGCGUCCAGACGACGACCCGCGAGUCGUCUACCAGGAGCCACCAUGUGGGGAACGGGCCAGCCGCCAGGGGACAGAGAGACCGUCUAAGGAAGCGCUUACCAAGCACCGAGAGACGGACGACGAUAAACUGUCUCCAGAGGAAGGAAACGGUGUCAAAGAGAAAGAAACGGCAACGUCACAGGCGCAAAAGGAGAGGAAAGGGCACAGCGCGGGGAAGGGUGCGACGGACUCGAAGGCAGGCGACAGUCGAGCGGUCGAAGCGAAGCAAGCUGAGAAGGCGAAGAAGCCGCAGAACGGUGGAGACGAGAGAGCGAGUGUAGAAUGUGGAUCCCCGAACGUGGAGCAGAGACAGUGGCUGGCAAGCGAGGCAGGCGAGAGGGAAGCGGAGCGGAGACGAGAAAUCGAAAAGGUCGCGGAGAGUGGCAGAAGCGCAGUGUGUCGCCCCGACGCGGAGCCCCCCCGCGCUGCAGCCUCUGCUGUGACGAGGUGGGGAGAGAAGAUCAAGUCGACCGAGACAGAUCGAGAGGAGACCAGCAUUCAAGAAGAGGACGGAGAGACUCCGAAAUCGCAAGAGCAGGCGCCCAAGGUUGGAAGAAGAGAAGAUGUGGUAACGCAGGUAGAGUCUGGGAGCAAGAGCGAGGAGAGCCGAGAAGCAGAGUGUGGCGAAGGGGAGAGAGACGGAAGUCUCCAGGAAGCCGAACGAGAGCUUGGAGACAAUCGGACGGCACCUCAGCGAAGUCGAGGUGAACCGAGUCCCGAAAACGCUGCUGAGGAGACAGCAGGAGGUGCAGAACAGGACUCAACAGGCGACAGACAGUGCGGCAAUCGGGAGCUAGAUUGUCCAAAGAAUACGUCUGAGACUGGAAACGGAAACAACACUGGAGGGACGACAGACACGCACAGAAAGCCUGGAGAAACGGGAAGCAAAGCGCGAGGAGACUUGCCCAGUAGCUGCGACAGGCACAAGAUACUUCCUCUUGAUGGAGAAGCGGAAGAAAGUCAGCAUCAAACGGACAGUCCAAGAGAGACAGUCGACUCUGCGAAUGCAAAGCCUGUGUUCGUAAACUCCUUGUCUUGUUCUCCGGUGCCCCUGCGCUCAUCUUCCAGCUCUGCCUUAAAUCCACCACGUCAAUCGUUCCAGAUGAACGCAUCCUCUCCGGAACAGGAAUGCAAAGUCACUUUGUCUUCUUCCCCUUCUGCUUCUUCCCCUUCUGCUUCUUCCCCUUCUGCUUCUUUCCCUUCUGCUUCUUUCCCUUCUGCUUCUCUGUCUACUCCGCGUCUUCGUUCUUCUCUCUCUUUCUGUGUUCCAUCGUCGACUCGUCCUUCUUCUUGUCCGGCGUCUCAGCGCCUUUCUUCUCCUCCAUGUUCUCUCUCCUCUCUCUGUGUCCGGCGUCCACCGACCGGAGCGUCUCUCGGUGCCUCGUCCAUCCCUGCUUCUUUGACGCCCUUCGCUGCCUGCCUCCUCGGUGCGGCUCAACCUCCAGCGGAGGCACAACAGCUCGCGCCUGUCUGCGCUCCUAUGCAGAACAGAGACGUCGCGCGCCCUCCGUCCCCCCCCUACUCGCGUAUCCUCUCGCAGUCGCCACCUGCGGUCGCUUCCUCUGGAGACGCUGCUUCGUCUUCUGCACCGGAAGGCCUUCUGGGGGACAAGCAGGAGACGCUGAACCGCGGGAGGAAGCCUCAGCUCCCGAGAGGGGAGAUGCUCGAUGUCGGCGAGAGAGGCGAGGAGAGAAGGCGAGUGUCGCUGGCUGUGGGGCAGGAGAGCGGCGCUUGCGAUCCACGCAUCGAUGCACUUUCUGGGGGACAAAGAAAAGACUCUGAACAGGAGAAGGACGCCCAAGUAGCCGAGGCACCGCAGCACGAAAACGACGAGCCGCGCAGCCGGGGGACGGCUGUGGACGCAGCGAAGGGGGAGGAGACCGUCCAGGAAGAACAGCGGGGCUUGGUCUGCGUCGGGAGACAGGCCAUCGACCCGCGAUCAUCGAGUCCGGAUGAGGCUCAAAGAAAACAGGAAGAAGAGCCGAAUAACCAGACUGCAACUGAAGAGAAACACGAGGCCGAGAAAAACUCAGAAGCGAGCGCAGUCUUGCAAGAGGCAGAGGACGUUCGAUCCGCGGGGAGCGGCAAACGCAAAGCAGGCAGAGAGGAAGACCGCGAGACCGAAGGCGACGAACGAGGUGGGGAGGCGGAGAUAAGUGACGUUUGUGAGGCUCCGAGAGAUAGGGAAGGACAGAUCUCAGGAGUUGAACAAGAGACGCCCUUCGCAUGCAGUUCCGUCGACGCAUGCCUCGACACUGAAACAGCUGACGCGACGGCUGCGAGAGACGGAGAGACCCGCGACAAAGCAGAGGAGCUGGAGAAGGCUAUGGAACUCGCAGACUGGAUCGACAAAUCGCAAAUGGAAGAAGGACAUGGGGAAGAAGGGAGAGAAAUUGUGAUGCCGGCGCCGGCAGCCAGCAACCUGCUGUGUGUCAGAAGUCCUCGGGAUUGGGCUGUGGAGCCCAGACCGACGGGGCGAAGUAUCGCCUCCUUCUCUUCGCCGUGUGACGCGACUUCCGUCUCGAGUUUGCAGUCUGUCGCCGCCCCCCUUGCUCCUUCUCUCCCUUCUUCCUCCGCCUUCGCUUUGUCCUCCUCUUCCUCUCCCGCUGUCGCCUCGGCGUUCGCUUUUUCUUUCGAGCCCCGGCGAGACGCCUGCCUCUCUCUGUGCAGCUCGGGAACGGUCGGAGGAGCAGAGGUCCGCGGUCGCCCGGACAUCCGCGCGCGGGGGGGGACUGGCGAUCCUCAGGCGGACGAGGCGAAAGAGGCGGAAGAGGCGGCGCGCGCGAGGGAAGAGCGAAGAACUGGGGCGAGUGGCGAGGGGCAGUCACCGGAGACCGUUGAAGUUGCAGACGCAGGACGCGCGAGGAGUCCAGGGAAGAGGGUAUGCGACGCGCGUCAUGACGGGGCAGAAGACUCCGGACCUCGAGGAGAAGAAGUCGAUUCGGGAGACCGAGUAGACGAAGCUGUGGCUGAAGCUGAGGAAGCAAUCAAGCCGGACACCGAACUGCUUUGCCGCAGCGAUAGUGAACACGAAGAGAGCCCCGUUUCCGGAUGGGAGGAGAGCUGGAUCCCUUUUCAACAGGCCUGGCGAAGCUCCACAAAGAGCAGCAGACCGAAACCGUCGAAGUCCUUCUCGUCUCCAAGAAGGCCGAGCCGUCGUCUGGGACCUCGCUUGCGCCGACCGUCUUUCGCGCGAGUGCCGAGGGCUCUCCGGAGCGAGAGGCGCGGGAGAGGCGAAGGGAGCUCGAGAAGAGGCGAAGGGAGCUCGAGAAGAGGCGAAGUCCCCGUGAGCCGCGCUGGAAGCAGAGUGCAGCGAGACGACAGAGACGAAGGGAAGCUCACAGGCGACGAGCAGCGAAUAGAAGACUCCCCAGUCAAGACGCGCGAAGAAGGCAGAGACACUGAAAGAGGCCGGCACCGAGACUUGACGCAAGCAGAGGAAGCAUGCCGAGCGGACGCGGAGACGGAGAGUCGAGGGUGUGAACAGGAGUUAGGCGCAGCGACGAGACAUCUGGCCGAGAACGAAAGCAUGGAUCGAAGAGCAGACGACGAAGGAAGUGACAGAGAGACCGAUGGCGACAAACGAGAGGCACAGGCAGAGGCCGAGACCGGAAGGAAGCGGCGAGACGCAGGGCGAGAGUCCGACGAAAUCAGCGAGGUACCCAGAGGUCUCGAUCGACAGCGUGACAAGGAAGCAUCGAAAUCUGGAGAGACGCCAGGUCGAAUGGCGGAUUCGAAACGGGAAGAGGUCCUCAAGGCGAUACAGCACACAGAGGGCACCAGCGGCCUCGGAGAAGACAGAGGAAAGGAAGGUUCCGCUCGGCAUUCGCACCCCGACGAACAGUUGUCAAGACACAGAGAACAGAAAAACGCAGCGUCCGGAACGAGACAUCCAGGCAGAGAGAGUCGACGGGAGACGCGAGAGACGCGAGGAAAGAAUAAAUGUGAAGAUCAUCCCGUCGCAGCAGACGAGACGGCGACCCAGACGGCGCAGCGGGUCGCCGUUCCACGGGAUGUCGUCGCCCCGGUGAAGGCCGCCGAGGAACUCGAAUGGAAUCCGAGAGAGAACGGAAAAAGACGCGCAGACAAAGAUGAGACGUCGACGCGCGAGCAAGAGUGGCAUCGGGACAGGAGCAGCCAACGGAGAGAAGCAUGGGAAACGAAGGAAUCCAGACACCCCUCAUGUGCGUCUUCGAGAAGUUUGUCGGCAGUCGGAGACAGCAGCGAAGAAGAUGUUCGCCUUCUGGAAGAGGCUUUCGAACAGGGCGAGAAGCAUCCCCAUCACGAGAAGCAGAAACAUGUAAAACAGGACGUGGAAGAACUGCGCGAGCGAGUACGGCACCCCGCCGCGGUGACUUCCGACGCGGCGGCGCCUCUAACGAAGGCGGAGACAAAGACAAGAGAACAGAAGGAGACAAAGAUGAGGGAGGAGAAGAAGAGCGACGAGGAAGCACAGACUCUAGGGAAGGAGACAGGCACUGGAGCAGAGCGCUACGAGACCCCGCACAGCGCCAGUUCUGGAACUGCCGCGAGUCUCACCUCCUCUGAUCAGCGCGCCAGGCCCGAGCCGCAAGUCCCCGUCUCUCGCUUCUCCCUCGCUUCGUUUCUCUCGUUUGCGUCGUGGCUUGCGCGGCCGAAACAGAGCGAGGGCGUUCGGUCUCCGACGCUUGCAACGCUCGACGAGCAGCCAUCAGCUGAGCAAAGCGAGGCGAGAGAGAAGCGAGGGGAGCAGAGUGGCAACGAAGACAGCGAAGCCAUCGAGGCCUUCCUGAGCGCCUCUCUGCACGCUGAGACAAAGUCUGGGGUUGUACAGAGGAGACACUCCCGGAGAGCGGCGGAGUCGCGAGAUAGCGUCGUUCCUCUCGAUCGAGGACGGCAAGCAAGGAGCUACUCCGAAAAACGCCCGCCAAAUGCCCUGCAAGGCAGAGGCGACAACAUGCAAAGUCUGACGAAGAAAGCAGCGCGCUGCGCUUCUCGGGAGAAGCAACAAGAAGAGCGAGGAAGAAACGAAAUCGUGGCAACGCCUUUUAUCGAUCUCCCUCCGCUCUUCUCACCUCCCUCCUUUAGCCUAGCCUCCCUGUCUUCUGACUCUCUUGCUCACCCGUCCUCUCGCGGUCGCCGUUCUCAUGCAGUCCCGAGAUCUCCUUCCUUGCUCGUCCGCGAAGCCCCAAGUUCUUCUCCUCCCCCGCCUUCCCGCCGCUCUGUUCUUGACAAGGCCGUCGUCUCCUCUUCAUCUGCCUCGUCAGGCUCUUCCGCGAACUCUGUCUCGCAAGCUUCGAGUUUUGCUGCUUCUUCCGUGUCUGCGCUCACGGCGGCAGAACCUCCUGCUGCCUCGGGCCUGUCUGACCUGCUCCAGCUCUGGAUAGAAGAAGGGGAGAAGCUCAGACGCGAGGAAGCAGAAUCCCUCGAUCAGUCGGCGUUCGAACACUCCCCCACAAGAGCGCAAACUGAGGCAGACUUCCUUGAAGCUUGCAGCCGCGGGGGGCCUCACCAGACUCUUAGGCCUAUCUCCCUGGCGCCCGUGGCAGCGGAUCGAAGGCAACGAAGCGUCGCUUUCUGGCCGCCUGCCUCCUCGUUCUGUCUCCAAAGCUCCUGGACUUUGCCGCCUUCUUCUUCGUCUCUACGUCCAGUUGAAUCCGACGCACUGAAUGCAUUUCGCCAGCAAAUGGAAGAUCCGCGUUUGCUGCCUUCCGCGCCUUUACCACUCUCAACCCCGCAUGUCUGCGGAGCCGUUUCUAUUUCUUCCUUUUCGCCUUCUCACGCGAACACUCUGGAUGUCUCCUCACCGUUUCCGUUUUUGGCCGCGAGCGCUCCGGUUGCAGAAUCAAAGCCUCGCGUCGUCUGCUUCGGCAAGCCGUCGACUGCUUCUCCACACAUGAACAGCGAGCUACGCGGGUCCGCAGCUCCUCGCCUCUCCCGCUUCCCUCCAGACAGACUCGACAGAGACCUCGCGACGAGAGAAGAGGAACGCCGGCGGAUUGUGCAGCGCCGGAGGCCAGACCGAACUGGCACCAGCGAGAGUCUCUGCGCGCCUCCAAGCGUCUAUCGAGGGCCAGAGAACGCUCCACGUUCGCCUCCUCUUCCCUCUCAAAAUGUCUCACCGGAUGUCCUCCACGUCGUCCACGCCUCUUGUCUCUCGCCUCUCUUGCCUACUUGCUCGGAAGCCUUCUUCCCACUUCCACUUCCGUUUUCCCCCUCUCCAGCCCCUGCGUCACCCUUGCUCCUGCCUCGUCGUUCGGAGUCAUUGCAGGCUCCAGGACUAGCGAACAGCGUUGUUUACCCUCUGGACGAAUGCCCAAGUGUUCAGGUUUCACCGCCGUCUCCGUUUGCCUGGGCCGCUGUAGAGACUCCCCUGCCUGGUGCCCCGUGGAUCUCCAACGCCUCUCUGGACGCUCAGAGGAAUGCUGAGGGAAAUGCGCCGCGCGUUGAUGGUCCUUGCGACGCAGCUUUUCCUCCAGAUGCCCUUGAGGUGGAGGCGGCUUUUCUCUCCGGCUUCGCGUCGGGGGGUGAGGCCAAGAACCUAGGUUCCGCCAUGUACGUCAAGAGCUGGAAAGGGAAACCACGCGUACACAACGCAGAGGCAAGGCACGCAGACGAAGAGCGACUUGGGGGCGAGAAAAGAGCACCGAUAAUUCUUCGCCGGCCACCGAGUGUGGGAGAAGAAGAACGAGGAGAUAGUGGAGACCGCGGGGCGAGCACUUGCCUACCACAUACGGUGAAACAACGCGAAGAGACGAGAUUGGGUUACCGAGGCUUCGCGGCGGAUCCUUUUGUUUUGGGAGAGGCGGAAGCGCAGGAAAGAGGACAAGGGCGAGAGAGAAAAGAAGAGAUGAGGGAGAAGGAACAGAGCCGGCGGCGAACGGGUCUCGGUUUUACCAUGUCUCGCUCCAGCGCCGAGGCCGCACAGCCUCGACAACAGCAUCUCUCCGCCGCGAGUUCGUCGCGAAGGCCUUCCUCUCAGGAGCCGCAGCCGAGGGUCGGCGGCGACGCUCCAAGCGCUGAGUCGAGAAACUCGGGGCACUUGGGAGGAGAGGCAAGCGGCGCGGUUGGAGACUCACAGGGAGGUCAUCUGUGUUUCUCACGUCGAGACGGGGGAGCUAAAGGGACAGCUGGGCGGCCGCUGCGCGCCUCGAAGACCAGCAGCGAACGAGGGAAAAGACGAACCAAGAGAAGACAGACUUCCGCAGUUCAGACGGAAGAGACUGGAGACGACGAGCCGUCGGAUGUAGCGUUGAUUUUCGGGUCGGUCGUCAACUCUUCUCGCGCCUCGUCGUUUGCGGACGCCGCCGCUCACCCAUGCGUUUCGCCUGUUCCCCAAGAGGGGACGGGAGACUCUGAGCGCGCAGCCCAAGAGCAGAGAAAGGCAGAAGCCGGAACAGAAGCGAAAGGGUGGAAAACGGACGCUUCCACGCAGGCGCACGACGGCAGCAGCCUCCGGGGAGACCGGAGCGAGGGGAAAGGAGGUCGUGACGAAAAGGUAAAAUGCAUACAGCGCUCGAGCGAUGUGCCUUCUUCGCCCACUCCGCUCUUCUCGAGGGCACCUGCCUCCGAGUCGCUGAGCUGCCUCUCGAGACGCAGCCAGGUCUCGCUGCCCGCUUCAAGUUUGGCUUCCAGCUUUCACCCGACUGCGUCCUUGCAUACAUCUGGAAGGACUGAGGGGAAGGGAAGCGCUCCGUCGCCUGUCAUGCCCGCAGGCGAGAGCAGCGGCCGAGCUCUUCCGUCUUCGCUCGCCUCGUCGCUUUCCUUCCCCCUUUCUUCGCUCUCGUCUGCGCUCUCUUCUCCCCUGCCUUCUUCCUUCUCUUCUUCUGUCUCUUCCUCCGCCUCCGGACCGCCUCGCGUCUCUGUGGGCGUCAACGCCGUGAGCCACAGAGACGUUCCGCUGAGGCGGCGAACGGAAGAGAAGAAGAUGAACAGUGUGUCGAGACAGUGGGUGCUGGCGUCUUCUCCACAGGAGCAGUCGUGGCGCGGCGAGGCGACGAAAGGCGAGGGAGAGAGGCGAAGAGGAGAGAAGGAGAGGGAGAGCGAGACGGGAGGCCGGCGAGGGAGCAUGAAGUCACCCACCUCUCCUUCAGAGGGCGCCUCGUUCUCUUCGCCUUCCCUCUUCUCCAGUUCUGCCUCGGUUUUUCCUUCGUCGGCCAGCCUAGGUGAGAAGCGAGGUGCGGAAAAGAGGAAGACACACCGGGCUCGGCGCGAGAAGGGUGAGGUGAGAGAAGAAGGCAUAUCGGUGUUCGGACCCACUCCGGAGGAGAUCAUCCAGAGACAGCAGAAGGAACUUCAGGCAAAGCGAGAGAAACAGGGAAAGCGAGAACGCAAACAAAGUCCGCAAACUGCUGCGGCCGGCGCAUCAGCGUCGGGGGGGUGCGUCGAGGCUCUGCAACCUCAUGGUGGCAUGCGGCCAGAAGGGAUCCACGCUUCCUCCACGAGUUCGCUUUCUGCAUCUCAUCACUCCCCACCCGGAAGGUUAUUCUCUGCAUACUCCCGCCUGGCUCUUGAGAAGGAAGACGAAGAAUACCUCUUCUCUCUUCCUAUCCUCGAUGAUGCUAUGGGACCGUCUUCGCGAGUCGUGCGGCAGAAAGGAGAGACGGUACGAAGCAGAUGGAGAAGGUUUGAGAUGGCGCUCGACGGCCAGAAAGAAGCAUGGCGUUCCUCCUCUCGCCGCACUGGGGCGACAGCGGAAGCUCUGCAUGCAGCGAGCGCUAGCGAAGAAGCGCUGAAAAGGCGGCUUGGUGUCCUUCGUGCUCAGGGGGAGGAGCAGCGGCUCCGGCUGGACAGACUGGAGAGACAGAAGUCGCUGCUGGAGAAGUUCGAAGAGGAAAGAAUGGAGAGGCAGGCAGUGCUCGCGAGUCUCCAGGAAGAGCGACGAAGGGACGAAGAAGACGCUCGGACUGCGGAGCGCCAGGCGCGACAGCAGAGAGCGGAAGAAAAGGAAAAACAUCCUAGAGAAGCGACGCGAGGAAGGCCAGCUAAAGACAGACGGCCGAGCCGCACACGACGCCUGAGUGCAAGCGCCAUAGAGGUUGUCGCUUGGCUUGCCACCGAGACAGAGGAAAAGGUCCGGAGUGUCUCAAGACGAGCCGCGAGUCGCGUCAGGAAACUCAGACGAGGGAGAGAUUCGGAUCGCUCUGCGUCUGCGUCUCGACCUGCAAAUCGCUCUCCAAAUGCGCAACACGGCAACCGGGGACGCAUCUCCUUCCAGGAUCCACAUCUGCCGGAAGUACACCCGACGAGCGACUCGGCCUUGCCCGCGCGGCUGCCGCCUCACGGCAUUCUUCUCUCUUCUCCCCGGCCCGGAAGUGAGUUUGAUUGGACGCGAAGAACCUCGACGGGAGAGCGAGGGCAGGCGCAUGCAUCUAGGGUAAAUGAAGUCACGUAUUCAUAUGCGGAACAAAGAGCAGUGACCGCGUCAAUCGCGGACUCAAAAGACGCGAAAGUGAUUCGAGAGGAAGAACUCGCCGACACCACUAGUUUCGAGGUAUACGUCCACCGCUCUGAGGCUAUCGAAAGUCAGCAUGGGUGCGAGGCGACAGAACGGGGACGAGCAGAACGAAGCGCAUCUGCAGGAAGGAGAGGCAGCGGGAGAGUCUUGCGUGCAGGAGAAAGUGGACAGAAUGAGGAUGGGGAAGCCGCGAGUAAGCAAAGGCGAAAACGCGAACUUCUUCGCCAGGCAGCCACAGUCGCGAGCCUCACUGUGGCGACGGCCACUGUGACAGUGGCUUCUGCUGGCGCGUCUGCUGUUCAAUCGAUGAGGGGAAAACUGCGCAAACGGCGAGAAAGAACCGAGAAAGAAGACUCUACACGUUGCUCGUGA